Messenger RNA from Entelurus aequoreus (snake pipefish), 2709 nucleotides. It is a transcript of the gene sgcd, whose product is annotated as sarcoglycan, delta (dystrophin-associated glycoprotein). The transcript has 9 exons. Gene Ontology annotation, cellular component: sarcoglycan complex; sarcolemma. NCBI's taxonomy places the organism in Eukaryota, Metazoa, Chordata, Actinopteri, Syngnathiformes, Syngnathidae. Gene Ontology annotation, biological process: cardiac muscle tissue development; heart contraction. The record is from RefSeq and is a predicted model, not a curated record. Bases 54 to 1064 code for a protein of 336 amino acids.
AGUCCCGCCCUCAUACACGGAAGUGUCCGUCAUUUGAAGAUUGAGUGCUUGAAAUGAUCAAGAAAUGUGUGGCGUUUCUUGGGUUCGAAGUUGUAUCAGUCGUCAAGCUCGAGGGGAUGUUUUGCCGAAGUGAAGGAGUCGACUCACAGAGAAGGAAUUCAACGUUUUUGAACAGCGACUGGAUGACCCAGGAACAGUGCAGUCAUAGGAACAAUGUCCAGACUUCAGACAAACCACAAGUGUACAAAGUGGGAAUCUACGGCUGGAGGAAACGCUGCCUUUACUUCUUCGUGCUGCUGCUGAUGAUCCUCAUCCUCAUCAACCUGGCACUCACCAUCUGGAUCCUUAAGGUCAUGAACUUCACCAUCGACGGCAUGGGCAGCCUCAGAAUAACAGAGAAGGGCAUCAAACUGGAGGGGGACUCGGAGUUCUUACAACCGCUCUAUGCCAAAGAAAUCCAGUCUAAGCCGGGUCGCCCUCUUUUCCUGCAGUCGUCCAGAAACGUGUCGGUCAACGUCGUCAACAGCAACAACCAGCUGCUAACGCAACUCGUCACAGGAUCCAGCGGGUUUAAGGCGCGAGGCAAGAUGUUCGAGGUCAAAUCCACGUCCGGGAAGCUCCUUUUCUCGGCCGACGAGCAGGAGGUGGUGGUGGGCGCCGAGAGGCUCCGAGUGAUGGGGGCGGAAGGAGCCGUGUUCAGCAAGUCCGUGGAGACGCCGCACGUCAGAGCCGAGCCGUUCAAAGAGCUGCGGCUGGAGUCGCCCACUCGCUCCCUGCUAAUGGAGGCCCCCAAAGGCAUCCAGAUCCUGGCCGAAGCCGGAGACAUCCAAGCCAUCUGCAGGAACGAGCUGCGACUGGAGUCCAAAGACGGAGAGAUCUCUCUGGACGCUCGCAGGAUUCGCCUGAUGCGCCUGCCUGAGGGCAAGGCCUCGUCUGGCAGCUCCUCGUCCUCCGGCACCAGGCAGAUGGUCUACGAGGUCUGCGUUUGCCCCAACGGGAGACUUUACCUCUCGCAGGCCGGGACGGGCUCCACCUGCCACAUCAGCGACAGCGUCUGCCUCUAGGACUGAGCCCUCAGCCAAUCAGGAACACUCGCAGAACGUGAGGAAGAACUCCAACUAAACAAAAAGAACCGCGAGAGACGCUCUUGAGAGAGGGAAACUGUGCCUGUGCCUUACGUCGACGCACUUGUGGCAAAAAGAAGAAGAAGAAGAAGCACAUCACCCCCCCCCCCACCCCCCCACCCUCCCCCUUUCCUUUCGGCAGCCAAAUGACCGCAAUUUUGUUUCUCGCUGGGUGUUUUUUUUUGUGUUUUUUUCUGUGUGAAUGCAAAGACCUCUUUGUUUUGACCCAAUAAAUGUCAACAAAGAACCCCAAAUAAGUCCACUAACCUUAUGUCCAUCCUGCUAGCUGGCCCAGUUCUUCUAAUAACCGCCUCCACUCUAAUAAUUGAACAAAUGAAAGCUGCAGCUGAAAAUAGAGAUCCUUAACAACAGCAAAGCACACCUGUCGUAUUCUGCCAUAGAGGAUCUUUGAUUUCUUGCAGGGGAUCCGUAGAACCAGCAUGAUACUUUUGUCUUAAAGAAGAGGAUCUUUGAGUAGCGGUUUUGAAGUAAAUGCUUCAAAACAGCAGCGCACUUCUGUCAAAUAUAGGAUCUUUGACUUUUUGCAGUCAGACUUUAAAAAACAUCAAUUUAGGAUCUUUGGCUUUUUGCAAUCAGACUUUGAAAUAACCGCAGCACACUCCUGUCAAAUGUAGGAACUUUGACUUUUGGCAAUCAGACUUUAAAAAACAGCAGCGCACUCCUGUCAAAUAUAGGAUCUUUGACUUGUUGCAGUAAGACUUCAAAAAACAUCAAUUUAGGAUCUUUGGCUUUUUGCAAUCAGACUUUGAAAUAACCGCAGCACACUCCUGUCAAAUGUAGGAACUUUGACUUUUGGCAAUCAGACUUUAAAAAACAGCAGCGCACUCCUGUCAAAUAUAGGAUCUUUGACUUGUUGCAGUCAGACUUUAAAAAACAUCAAUUUAAGAUCUUUGGCUUUUUGCAAUCAGACUUUGAAAUAACUGCAGCGCACUCCUGUCAAAUGUAGGAACUUUGACUUUUGGCAAUCAGACUUUAAAAAACAGCAGCGCACUCCUGUCAAAUAUAGGAUCUUUGACUUGUUGCAGUCAGACUUUAAAAAAAACAGCAGCGCACUCCUGUGAAAUGUAGGAUCUUUGACUUGUUGCAGUCAGACUUUAAAAAACAGCACACUCCUGUCAAAUGUAGGAUCUUUGACUUUUUGCAAUCAGACUUUAAAAAAACAACAGCGCACUCCUGUCAAAUGUAGGAUCUUUGAGUUUUGGCAAUCAGACUUUAAAAAACAGCAGCACACUCCUGUCAAAUAUAGGAUCUUUGACUUGUUGCAGUCAGACUUUAAAAAACAGCAGCACACUCCUGUCAAAUGUAGGAUAUUAGACUUUUUGCAGUCAGACUUUAAAAAACAGCAAUAUAGGAUCUUUGACUUUAGUCAGACUUUAAAAAACAGCAGCGCACUUCUGUCAAAUAUGAGAUAUUUGACUUUUUGCAGUCAGACUUUAAAGAAAACAGCAGCGCAACCCUGUCAAAUAUAGGAUCUUUGACUUUUUGCAAUCUGACUUUAAAAAACAGCAGCACACUCCUGUCAAAUGUAGGAUCUUUGAGUUUUUGCAAUCUGACUUUAAAAAAC